Messenger RNA from Eupeodes corollae, 1242 nucleotides. Its product is annotated as deoxyribonuclease TATDN1. The record is from RefSeq and is a predicted model, not a curated record. The transcript is spliced from 4 exons. NCBI's taxonomy places the organism in Eukaryota, Metazoa, Arthropoda, Insecta, Diptera, Syrphidae. Gene Ontology annotation, cellular component: cytosol. Gene Ontology annotation, molecular function: 3'-5'-DNA exonuclease activity. Bases 116 to 1048 code for a protein of 310 amino acids.
CCAAACAGAGCGAUGAAAUCUCAAUUCAAUUGUCAAUUUGCUGUCAAACAAAGGAAAGAAGGUAGUUUAUCGGUUUUGGAUCCGAAACUGUCUUGCAUUAUUAUAAUUGUUGUGUAUGAAACCUUUUACUCAUCUAUUAAAAAUGCAAAACAAAUUCAUUGAUAUUGGUGCCAACCUGACCGACUCCAUGUUCCAAGGAAUCUAUGGAAGCUCAAAAAAACAUGAAGCAGAUCUGGAUAUUGUACUGAAGCGUUCAUGGGAACAAGGAUUAAAGAAAAUCAUUAUAACCGUGGGAACUCUAACUGAAGCUGACGCUGCUCUUGAAUUGGCUAAUAAAGAUGAUCGGCUUUAUACAACGAUUGGAUGUCAUCCAACACGCUGCAAUGAGUUUGUAUCAAACCCACAGGAUUAUUAUGUUGGUUUGUGCACAAAAAUCAAAGAAAAUCCCUCAAAAGUAAUUGCUGUGGGAGAAUGUGGCUUAGACUAUGAUCGUUUACACUUCUGUGAAAAAGAAAUACAGAAGCAAUAUUUUGAAAAACAACUAAGCAUUGCAAAAGACUACCAGCUUCCACUUUUUUUACACUGUCGGAAUUCCUUUGAUGACUUCAUGGAAAUUAUUGAAAGAAAUAAAGAUAAAGUUUUACCAAAUGGAGGAGUGGUCCACAGUUUUGAUGGAACACUUGACCAAGCAAAGCGCAUUUUAGAUUACGGAUUUUAUAUUGGGAUAAAUGGAUGUUCUUUGAAGACGCAGCAGAACUUAGAAACAGUUAGAGAAAUACCUAACGAUAGAAUAAUGAUUGAAACAGACAGUCCGUGGUGUGGUAUACGACCGAGUCACGCCGGUUUCAAAUUGAUCAAUACACAUUUUCCUGUCGUUAAAAAAAAAGAAAAAUGGAGUCCGUCAACUUUAAUCGAUUCCCGAAAUGAACCAUGUCAAAUAAUACAAGUAAUGGAAAUUAUUGCCGCAAUAAAAGGAGAGCAGGUGGAACCUCUAUCAAGCACUUUUUAUAACAAUACUAUGGAAUUAUUUUUUAAAAACAACAGAUAAUACAGUUUAAAGCGUCAAAUAAAAUGUUUGAUUCCUCAUUAAAAGCUCGUUUUAUGUAUGCGAAGAAAAAAAGUCGUCUAGAUAUGCCACGAAAACAGAAGAGCUUGUAACAUUUGAACUUAUUAUUUGACGAUCAAUAAUACCUGUCGCUUAUUUUUUGGAGAUAGUUAAAUAUACCGAAUAUAUAAUUUGCA